GCGGAAUGGGUGGUGAUAGCGAUGGUGGUGGCGAGUUUCUUGGCAAUGCUGGUAAUAGUGACGAUAGUGAUGUUAUUGAGGAGUCUAUGAAACCGAAGUUACUGCUCUUUGUUGCUUUGUGAAAGUUCGAUGAAGCUUUCGAGCUUCUCGUGGAAAGCUGCAAACUAGUGAUUAUAAUUGCGAGGAAUACGUGGGGAUGUUAUAUGAUCAAAUUACUUCGUCAAAGAAUGCACUUCAAAAUCAAUAUGAAAAUACCUUGUGUGCGUGGUUAAGUUUCGAUGAAGUGGCGAUUUAUGAGGAAGAUGCGCGGUUGAAGACCGAAGAUCCAGAAGAGGAGGACGAGAAGGAGCGUGACGAACGACGGGGUCCAGGGAUGUCUACGGUGUCAACCAAUAAAUUGCAGAUUUUAUGGGAUCACUUCAUCCAUGCUGAACCUCAGAGUUACGAGAAAUCAUCUUGGCUUGAUAUAUUUCUGGCGGAAUUUCUCGCACAGAUUAAGGAAGGCAAAGACGUAAAAGAUGUUCUAUCUUUCUGUUCGGUUGGUGGCGGCGGCGUGUCAACUCUCGUGGCUUGCGAAUUACUAUCGGAUGUGCAUGAACUAUGCGGGAAGAGAAACAAUGGCAGCGAGCUGGUUAGUCUACGAAAGUAUUUGGUCCAGGAUCGUGGUUGGCGUUAUCUGGCGGUGCUACAUCUAUUGGAUGUACGCGGUUUGUCUUGCGGUCGCGAACUGGUCACGUUGUUGGUCGCUCUCUAUCCAGUCGCGUUCCAAGAGGGGACUGCCUAUUCGAAAGCUAACUUGUCCACCAUAUUGCAAAAGUCCGAUGGCGAAUCUAUCGUCGUUGGAUCGUCAACACGCAAUCAAUACGUGAAAUUUCACUGUAACGAUGAUGUCGUCGACACGGUAGACAUUGUUUUGCACGCGAAACGCAAGAUUAUUAAAGGUUUCUUUCACGAGAGCGAUGCACCUUCGCGUGGGAAAUCAGCUCGCAGACGAUCCAUCGCUGACGCUGCAAAAUCUCGUAAAUCCAUCAAUCACAACCAAAUGAAAUCGUCAUCGACUCUAAAAUCUCGACGCAACACACCCGAGAAUGCGACGAGCAGCGAGUCUGAGCUAUUGACGGACGGCAUCGAUCCAGCGCGUUCCCUCACUCUGAAGAUCCGUCUGAAUCCGAUGGACUUCGAAUACUUCACGUCGGUCGUCAGAAGCGAUGAGGAGCAGAAAUGGCAGGCCGAGUUAUAUGAGCUGCCACCUCGCCCUGUGAGAAAAAUACCGCGUGAUUAUAUCGAUGAGAGAAUCCAAGACGUAUUGAAUGCCGAGAUCAGCAACUUUGAAAUUAGUUUGCUCAUCAUACAGCUGCUACAGGGUUUGCGUGACUACGACACGCCCGCCGAGCAAACACCGGCAGUGCAGGUCCUGAAAUUUGCCCUGGAUACGCUGUGGUCGCUACAAUUUGGCAUAGACGGUAAUAAUUUGAGUGGUAUAGAUUGCGUUACUCUGAAAGCAGCGGCCGCCAGGUUGAUGUUAACAGCUCUGGAACGCGCUUUGAGAGCCGACGAACCUACUACGGCGGUGAUUCACAAUGGCCUGCUGCCGAUGACUCUGAGAUUGCUGGAAGAUGCCUGCAGCAAACCGGUAAACGUAUUGGAGCCGGAGGAAGGUUCGUUAUUGCAGGAAUUUAUUUUUGCCACCAUCUACGGGAUUGUUACUUUUCUUUAUUGCCUGUUACAUCAACGCGGCAGCAACGUCGAUAAGCUAUCGGAUUUCCUCGAACUGUUCCGACUUUUUGUUGAGAGCCAGGAUGGUAAGCUUGUCGAGAGAACGAUAUUCGCAAUCGUCGAUCUACCCAGCAUAGAUGCGACAAAAUCGAUAGUACGCGCCAAGAAGAUAAUCGAUAUAAUAGGCGCGCUGACCAGCGGAUUGAAGCAUGUUCGCCACGAUCUCUCACACGCCAUGCAGUGCCACAGGACUAAGCAUAGAUUCUGCAUCGACAACAUUCAGAGUUAUCAUCAUUCAGAUGUGCUCGGAGUACCGUACUCCCAAUCGAUUGUUGAUGUAGCUAAUAAACAGAUGUGCUGCAUUUCCUCACUAUUCGCGACACUCAUGAGUCUAUUGAAAAAGUCUCAUCUGUUUGCAAGCGAGCUACAAGUGAGAUUGAUCAAGAUCAUCACCGCCGCGGGUACGUGUUGUUGUUUCCCGCCCAAGAUACUUAUUUCGAGUGUUGUCGCCUUCCUCAAAAAACGCGAUUUCUCGACCUACGCGCCAGCUGUAGCAUUUCUCGAACGUAUUUUCUUUAAAGAAUUGGGCGCUUAUCCAGUGACAGACGCAUGCAAUACUUGUGUCAGGCCGGCGAAUUAUUCGUGGGAUUUUCUGGAAAUGUACGUCGAUUUACUGUGUCCUAGCGAUCCGAAACUUUGUUACGUCGUCAUGGCGCAUCUACUGCAAGUUACAUCCGGUUCCCGAUUUUACGUAAGGGAACAGCUUCUUCUCAGAGUUUUCUAUCCGGCUUUUUUGCGCGCUAAAGAAUGUUACACAAUCGAUAACAGCGAUGUAACGGCAAAGUUUCUCUUGCAGUCUUGCAUGUCUGUUAUAUCGUGUUUAAUCGUGAACGCGCAUAUGUGUGAGAGAUUUAUGGAGAUAAACGGAUUGUGCGAAAUACUACCAUUGAUGGCAAAUGCGGCGUUCACUAGAAGUGUUUAUGCUCUUUUGGAAGUCACCGUAACUAUAGAGAUUUGGAAGAUGCGUGGUGAGAAAUUCGACAAUUUGGAAAGCAUUGAGAUGCCCGUCGCGACUAGGACUCUCUUUGAAUCUCUUGAUAGAGAGACGAACGAAUUAUUGAAUUGCUUACGAUGUUUCGAGAAACCAAGGAUGGAAGAAAAGAUGGAUCAGCGAGACGAGAACAGAGAUACAUCCAACAUGCGUUUUGACAAUGAGAAAAUUGAUCUAUCUCCUGUAAAAAAUGUAAAAAUCGAUGAAACGGCAAUUAAAAGUCCCGAUGAUACAACAACUUUAUCGCAACUGCCUGAAAAUGAUACUCACUGCAAACAAUUAGAGAACAAGACUGAUACGAUAGAUACCGUAAUAAUUUCGAAUUCGUUCAAAAAGCUUUAUACUUUUAUAGACCAAGUUAUUGAAGUGUGCGACGAUGCAGACGUAUCGUUCGAGAGAUUCAGUUUAUAUCAAGCUAGCAUAGCGUGGAGAGCUGCUGCGGGUGUAGCGUUAUGCAGUCCGAAAUUUCGUACCGAAUUGUCCGCGCAUCCUGUAUUCGGGAAAUCGCUACAUUUGUUCAGGCUGUUAACUGUAGGCCUCGCCACGGACAGUAUUGAAGAUACUGGCAAAUCGGCACAUAAACUCUUCGAGGCUCUGAUUACGUGUUGUCUGAUAUCUCCGUUGUAUGAUUGUGACAUAGUCAUGGAAUUAAGAAAAAUAUUGACGAGUACCGGGAUGAAGCUCGGUCGUGGAAUAGCUGUGAUAGUGGAUACAAUAUUGAAAGUUUCUAUGCUGAAGCCGACGCAGGAGAAUAGCAUACCUCAACAACCGCGUCCUAGAUUACCAACUUUGUCGUUAGAGAAUCCACCGGAGUACAGCGCCGAGGAUAGCAGCACCGGUGAAUAUAUAACCGUUGACGAUGGAUACGAAGCGGAUAUCGAAAUACCUGAAAAGAGUCCCAAUAACAGCAUCUCCAAGAAGAGCAGUCCUCUUGGGCUUGUAGUAGAGCCGAGAGGUCAUACUAAUGCGCAUCCUGCUUUAUGUUCCUUGGCGAUAGAUCUUUUAAUUCACUUCAGUGAACAAGGUUUAGAUUUAGAGAGAGGCUCGAUAAUAACUGGUGGAUUGCGAAGAAUCGCUAGCACGUGUCGAGAAAGUGCCUCAACUUGCGCCGCUCUCGCAGCUUCAGGAACUAUUAUGAGGCUAUUGAAUGGCUUUAAAAAUGUAUUCAUUAAUAAUGAUCCACGAUAUCGAGAUCUACAACACGCGGCGUUGGAAGUUUUUACAUUGUUGACGACACAAUCAAUCUCAUCGACCGAGUUAGUCGAAUAUCUGUCUUUCUUCAAAGCGGAAAGACCACCGUUGUUACCAUUGCUGGAACCGUUGUAUCACUUGGUACUGGUGGCACGACCUCAACCUAAUUUUAUCUUGUCGUUCCCCGUGCAUUCCGAUAUAAAAGCAUCGUCGAAAACGGAGCAACAUAAAAAUCUGGAGAAGGCUGAGAAUCUCGUGAAAAAUUUCAGAAAUAAACAUCUCGCGGCAGGAAUUUGCAGUCCGUGGUCUGUACACGCGACGUGUCUACCCGUCGGUCCGGAACUCGCCUGGCCAGUAUGGUUACACGGUUGCUCCGCUUCCUUGUGGCUAAGGAUAGAAAGAGGAAUGUCAAUCGGUAGUCGUGCGACAGUCUAUAACGCUUCACCAUUGCUCGACUCGGACAACGAGAGUCUAUCUGAUUGGGGUAUUCUUUCUGACAAUUGGAAUCGAGAAGUCGUAGCAGAUUCUGUGUCGCCACCCACACCAACGUCGAUAAUACAUUUAAUGUCCAUUGGCUUCGAAUCGUUGGUUCUAGAAAUGUGGCUUGAUCUAAAAUCAGAUAAAUUAAUUUUACGACUCACUCGUCCGGACGAUAAGAUGAACCGAACGAUCUCUGAAACUUCAAUAAACGACAUGCUUCCUUCGGGACAUUGGCAUCACUUAACGUUAAAUUUUAAAGAUACCGUCUUGAAUAAGCGCAGUGCUGUAGUUGAAGUUACGCUUUGGGUAGAUGGUUGGAAAGAGGUCAAUGCUCAAUUACCGUUUGACGGUUUAUUGAUGAGAAAACCGGGUACUACAUGCAUUUUAUUAGGUCAAAUCGGGUCGAGCAGUACUGGCGCAUGGUACUUCGGAAAUUUAAUGGUUUUUAGAUGUCCAGUAUUCACGAAAGAACGUGCGUUGUAUCUAACAAGUCUCGGACCAAAUUACACCAACUUGGCAGAUUGUAUAUUAAACACUGUGAAGCCUGAUUUUGCGCCCCUUAUUGCGUCUGGCGCACUGAAUGGUGUUUGCGAACUUAAAUAUGAAGGAGGUACAUUUGAUUCAAGUCGACGAAAAUCUUACGGUGGUACUUAUUUGAGAUAUGCUGUUGAGAAAGUGAUGUCAGAAUCGAAAAUUGACUGGGACGCCGUUAUGGAUGCGACAAACUCGCAUCUUGGCGAGCUGCAAGAUAAUUUGCUUCUCAGUUAUGAGGCUCAAAAUCCUAAUAUCGUACAUUUGUAUCCUCAAGCCAUCAGUAAUCCUGCUGUUAUUGUGAAAAAUAUCUUUCCGGGCCAACCAAGUUUUAGAAUCAUCUCAGCUCCAGAACAUAGGGUGUCGCAGCAACCGCCUUUAUCGAUACCCCCGAUUGUAUCUACUCGUUUAGAAAACCAACAAUAUCGAGGACUUAUACCUGCAGCGAUUUUAGUAGGUGGUGUACCAGUAUUUUUAUAUCUUUUUGCGAGGGUAGUUGAAUUAAACUCUACCGAAGAAGAACAGGCUCUGGCUCUCUCCACAGUCCUGCAUCUUGUUCGUAGUGAUUCAGAACUCUUAAACCAAUACCGAUCGAAUGGCGGGACAUUACUGGUUCUUCGCGUUCUAGAGUCGUCUCGGUGCCACGCAGGUAGACACAUUCUGAAGGCGAUGUUGGAUGCGGCGUGCGACAGCUCGAUCAUCAUCAGAGACAUCGGCAGUGGCAACCCUCCAGUUUCUCAGAAUUGCGAGGCUGUUAUCACAGAUCCAGAAUUGAUCAAGGCCGCGCUUACUGCAUGGAGAGCAUGGGCGAAAUACGAUACUUUAAAUUUGCUGCUGCAAACGCUGCUACUUUUACUGCGAGAUCAACAUUCACAGCGUGAAUUCAAUGCAUCUCAAUUAAACAGGGUUGGAAUUGUAGAUACGAUCCUUACCUUGUGUAAGGAGCACUUCAUGUACGAAAUAAAUGAAGAGGUAAAUGCCGUAUUGGAUUCGAAUACUGGAAUCGCUAUUGUGGAACUGAUACGCGCCUUGAUGGGCGCACCGCCGGAGUUUGCUCAUUUGGUCGCCAUCACUGAUUAUUUGGUUCUCGUUCAUCAAGCUUCGGAGACUUAUGUCACUCACUCGCGACAAAAUAUCUAUUUUAUGUUGCCGCAACUCAGAGAGACGAAAACAAAUUUGAAAAGAAGCGACAACGCUUCUAUUUCUUCCAAUGAUUCGAUAAACUUGAUGGAAAAUAGUAAAUUGGACAAGGCAUUAAGGAACGAACAGAUUCAAAAGACUCGAAGUCCCAAAAAGAAAGAUCGUAAAAGUGCACUGUUGAUGGAUAAUACUAGUGGUGGAGAAGACUCCGGAAUUGCAGCUAGUGAUGGAUCUAUUCCACAGAGCAAUGAAAGACCAUCAACAUAUGCAGAUGAGAAAAAAGCUUGUCAAGGCUUAGUCUGCGAAGGGCUGUUGUUACUGUUGAGAGAUGCUGUAAGAGUAUUACCAGACUGUCAAGUUGGAUCAGUGCUAAAGCAUGUUUUAAGAGCUGAACUGUUAUUGGUUUUAGCCAAUGAUCCCGAUAACCGUGUACGCACAGCAUUGAUCAAGGUGAUACAAACCUAUCUACAACGUGCUAGUGAUGAGGAAGUUAACAAGUUUAUAAAGCAAAAGUAUUUCAUGCAUCUAGGAAAUCAGAUAGCUUUAUAUCCCGCAAGCGAUUCGUUGGUUAUCGCUUUAGAGAACUUGGCUGUACGAAGUCCGACUCUAGCAGCAAUGCCAAUGUUAAUGGCGAUAAUUGCAAAGACUUCAAACUCUGAUUCAAGUAUAGUCAAGCCAUUAAUAUUAUUUAUAACUGAUGUUAUAGCAAAGAAUACGAACGCACUGAAAGUACUUUUAGAACAAGGCUUAAUUGAAUCAUUGGUACAAGGUUUGGUUGGGGCUAUGCAUAAAGGUAACUCGAUGUCCUUUCAUCGAGACAUUCAUGUCCUGUUCGUGACAAUUGCGACUAAGCUUCUAGAAUUACCUGGCAGUCAUCAGAUACAAGCGGUAUUAGAUCUACAUGUGAUACUUGAUUAUAUGGAAAUAUCGGAGAAGCUACGAUGCUGCACGAGUUCGAUUCGCACGAUCGUGAGAGACGCACAAGUCGCGUUGUUUGAUGGAGAGUUGGACACGCUCGUGACAAAACUGUCGAAUCCCUCAGGAUUCCGUCUACGUAGCACGGCUUCUUACUUGGCUUCGGCAUCUUACUUCACUUCAGUUCUUACGACGUCUAGCGAGCAGAGUGAUCAUGGAUCCCCUUCCUCCAGCUAUGGUAGCUUCCAUGCGAGCUCGCCUCCGGUGCUGCGCGAACCCGGUAAAGGAGAAUUGAACGAUCGUUUUCGUAUCAUCGUGAUACGCGCGGUUGAAUUUAUAACGGCGGUCGAUAUGUCACCGUCCGUCAACGAAUUGCAGCUAACGAAGAGAUUAUUUUCCAUCCUUUUGCACGGUUUGUGUAGUCCGCUGGAGAAAAAAAAUCAUUGGAGCAGUACGUGGUCCAUUAAACCAGCGUUGAGAAAAUAUACAGCUAGAAUUAUGAUAUGGUUGUUGGAGCCACAUCAAAGUAUCAAUACGAGAAUGUACGCCAUUAGAUCUUUAAUGGAGGAACCAAGAGCUCGCGAAAUCCUAUCGUGCAUUUUGGAGGUUCAUCCACAGAUGGAACAAAAGUUCACCGUGUUUUUCUGGGACCUAUUGCAAAAACGGGACGAGAUGCCCAGUGCCGAUGCUAGAGUAUGCGCAGAACUGAGAGAAGCUCUACGCGUAUGGAAUCUCGCGAAAGGGAUAGAGCAAGCCAAUCCAGAAGUGUGGAACGAUGAAUUAACUCUAUUACGUCGAGAUUUGCUUCUAGAUCGAGAUAUUUGUAUCGACAAUUAUCCUGCAGUUUUAAGAAUCGGCAAGAGAUUUGAUGCGUUGGCGAAGCAAUUAAUCGAAAGUGCCAUGAAUAUAACGCGUUCGGUUGUGGAAGAACAAAACCGUGAGCGCAAGGUGUUGAUGGAACAGUUGAAACACAUGCGAGCUUUAGAGGCUCAGGCAGUGGCCAGGUGGAGAGAUAUAGCCAAGCGAUUAACACAUGAAUGGGCGCCGUGGCAUUUUUCCGACAGCUAUCCGAAAAGUUGGGAAUUGGAUCCGACUGAAGGCCCCGCGAGAGUCAGAAUUAGACUUCAGAGAUGUCAUUUGAAUAUUGAUAAAAAAUUCUUCUUGACUGAACAUCAAGACAAUUUAAAAUCUUCCAAUAUCGAAAUGCCGUUGUCGUAUUUAUUUACGAGUACUCGUGAAGAUGCCAAUACUGCAGCUUUGAUCGAACGAUUACACACGACUGAGAAAAUACGCAAGAUGUCUCAAGCGAAAGUUGUUACACCUAGGGCCGAAUUAGCGGGAGAAGUUCUCAUUGGUGAGACAUGCGUGUAUUUCGUUCCGGACAAUCCCGAUGUGCCGUUACAUACGGACAUAGCAUUGGGUGGUUUCGAUUUGGCUGUAACCGGUGGUACUGCUUGGCGUCUCGAAGAUAUUCGCGAAUUGCACACAAGAAGAUAUCAAUUGCAAGAGAGAGCCAUCGAGAUCUUUCUCAUUACUGGUAGAACGUAUUUAUUAGCCUUCAAUUCAUCCAAGGAAAGGGACGAAUUUACGACCGAGUUAUCCGCUUGCAAUUUACCCAGGCGAAUCCCUGGUGAUGAUUUGGGAGAGGCUCUGGCCUUAUGGAGAAACGGCGCGCUCACUAAUUGGGAAUAUAUUGUUUGUUUGAACAAAUUGGCGGGCCGUUCGUAUAACGACUUAAUGCAGUAUCCCGUAUUCCCGUUUGUUUUGGCGGAUUACAUUAGCGACAAGAUCGACUUGAACAAUCCGAAAAUUUAUCGAAAUUUUAAACGACCGAUGGCUGUGCAAGAUAAAAAGAACGAACAACAUUACAUAAAUAAUUAUAAUUACUUGAAGCAAACUUUAACAGAAGGAUUAAAUCUGAUUGCCUUAAAUCAAGGACCAUUCCAUUAUGGAUCUCAUUAUAGUAAUUCUGGAACGGUGUUACACUUCUUGGUACGGCUUCCACCGUUCACUAGCAUGUUCCUAUGUUAUCAAGAUAACAAUUUUGAUAUUCCUGAUCGAACAUUCCAUGCGUUAGCUACCACAUGGAGAUUAACUAGUUGCGAUUCCACAACGGAUGUGAAGGAACUGAUACCGGAAUUUUUCUAUUUACCUGAAUUUUUAUUAAAUUUCGAAGGAUUCAAUUUUGGCGUUCGACAAAAUGGUAACAAAGUUGGAGACGUUGAAUUGCCGAAAUGGUGUGGCGAUGACGCGCGUCUAUUUAUAUUGACGCAUAGAGCCGCGCUGGAAUCAGACAUUGUGAGAGAAGUAUUACCAUAUUGGAUCGAUCUCGUUUUUGGAUUCAGACAGACGGGAAAACCGGCGGUAGAAGCCAUAAAUGUCUUUCAUCCUGCUACUUAUUACGGAUUCGAUGUGGAACAAAUAGCCGAUCCCUUAGAACGUCAAGCCUGGGAAACGAUGGUACGAACUUAUGGUCAAACGCCUGCACAAUUAUUUAAAGCUCCUCAUCCAUUGAUUCAGAAUCUUAGCAAUGUAACGCUUUCUAAUCAGACACCGCAGGUUAUCGAAGGAGUCAGCGGUAUAAAAUGGGGCAAUUAUGUAGGCGCGCCUGGCAAUAAGCCUGUAUUAUGUUGGAAAUUGAAACACAAAACUCCAUUAGCUUCUCUAAUUCCUCUGGCAACCGGUGACGUUUUCGGUUUACCUAAUUACACGAUUCUGGCUUAUACUAAAGAGAAAGGUGGUAGUAUGGUAAGUGGCAUGUCCGUCUUGGGUGCUGCGUUAGCAUCAUGGAGUGGAACAGAUGGAAUCGCUAGAUUAAAAUGUAAAAAAGAACAACCACCGAAACCUUUAAUUAAAUCCUCAGGCCUCGAUCCAAUCACGACAUUGGGAUCAACUCCAGAUUGUGGACAACUUUGGAUCGGACACUUAUCAGGCAGAAUUAUAGUGCAUACAUACACUAUCGGGACUACAGGCAAAAUCGAAUUUAGUUUAGCACCUGCAACAACACUUUUAGCCCAUAGAAAUCGAGUGACAACAAUAUCUUUGUCACGUGCGUUUAGUAUUGCUUGCUCCGGCGAUGUUAGUGGAGUUAUUGCUAUUUGGGAUUUAAACAGUUUAACAUAUGUGAGGUCAAUAGUCUGCGAUCAAGGUUAUACUAUACAUCUCUUGUGUAUCAGUGAAACACUCGGUGAUGUAGCAGUUACUUUUGAGAUUCCUAAGUCAGAGCUCAACGUGACCGCCGAUCGAUCCGAGUUGAGAGUUUAUACUAUAAAUGCAAGAGCUGUAGGCUCCAUUUCAUCCAAAAGACGUGUAACAGCGCUUUGUUACAGCAGCGCGCCGGAAGGUGUUUCUGUCAAUGUUAUUGCAACUGGUUUAGACAACGGGAUAAUAAGAUUAUGGAGCAGUUGGGAUUUGCAGUUAGUUAGAGAAAUUUCGACUAACGUGAAAAAUUGUUGUGCAAUAAUCGCUGUAGUAUGGUCCCUGGAUCAACACCAUUUAUAUGCAGUCACAGAAGACUCCACUGUUUUAAUUUGGGAGGGAUCUAAGCGUCUCAGUAACGGUACUCCAAAAUUCGUUAAUUUAACCUCAUUCUGAUCUGUACAAUCAUAAUCUGAACAAUUAAAAACUGAUGCAAGGACAAAUGUAUGAACUGAGAACAAAGCUUAUGUAUAGAGAAAGAGAAUUAGAUUGGAAACAUAAAAGCGAUGUUAUUUUCUAUAUUACAUUUAUCAUGUUUUUAUUAUCUUUUUUGUUUUGUUUAUUGUUUUCAACAUUAUAUAAUAUGUGAUUAUUUCUGUGUUAUUAUUUAAGAAUUAAUGUUCAAAUAAUUAAUUACACUCGAAUUUUUUUAAUUUUUAGUCACGAUCAUGACAUGUAUUGAUGGCAAAAUGAAUAAUGUAUAGAAGUAUUAU
Molecule: messenger RNA, 10935 nt
Organism: Formica exsecta
Lineage: Eukaryota; Metazoa; Arthropoda; Insecta; Hymenoptera; Formicidae
Gene: mv
Product: lysosomal-trafficking regulator
Biological process (GO): intracellular protein localization
Cellular component (GO): membrane; cytosol
Molecular function (GO): protein kinase binding
Source: RefSeq, a predicted model, not a curated record